CUCAGCCACAAAUCAUAGCCUACUCAUCACUGUCAACAUCCUCCUGAAGACACCACCACCACCAUCAUGUCUAAGGUUGAGGUUGUGCCUUAUUGGAAGCUCUCGGUGACUGUCCUGCGAGCUGAACUGAACCACUCCUGUGACUAUUUUUCUGCAGAAGACUGCUAUGUGGUCCUGAAGCUUCCCACAUCUUCUGCGCGCUCCCACCGCACUAAGACCGUGUCCAACAGCAGCACACCUGAAUGGAACGAGACCUUUCACUUCCGCAUCCAGAGCCACAUCAAGAAUGUUCUGGAACUCCAAGUGCGUGAUGAAGACACUGGCUCUGCAGAUGACAUUUGCUCCGUCAUCCUGUUCGAUGUCAGCAGUCUCAACUUGGCUGAGAAGCAGACCCAUGAGUUUGUCUUCAAUCACACGACAAAAGACAAACUGUGGAUUGAAUUUGAAAUGGUGGACAGUGCUGAGGAUCCAGGAAUUUACCUGUCCAAUGGAGUCCUAAUGGCAGCACCGUUGUCCAUCCUGGACGUUACUCCAAAGAGCAUAGGAACAGCGAUCCAAAAGGUAAUCCUGAUGUUGAGAGGGGCCUACAGAGAGGAGAAUGAACUCACCUCCGACCCUGUAAACCCUUUACGCUACUACAUCAAUAAAGACCUGGAGACUGAACUUGCUGUGCAGGGUGAGGAGAAAGUUCAACAACUCAAUCUUUGUCAACUGACCUGUGCCAAACAGGAGGUGAAAGUGUCUGUAGGACAGGAGGUUGUUGACCUGGAACUGAAUCGUGAGGAACGGUCAGAGGACGAACUGGCUGUGCGUUUGGACUUUGCCAUUCCCUCAGAGGAGAAGAGCUUCCUGGAGAAGAGGAAGGAGGUGGUGCGGAAAGCCUUACAGAAACUGCUGGGCAUCAGCUCCCCUCCAGACAGAGAGAAGGUUCCGCUGGUGGGUGUGGUUUGCUCAGGAGGCGGGACCAGGGCGAUGACGGCCACCUAUGGGAGCCUGAAGGGUCUGCAGACUCUGGGGGUCCUGGAUGCUGUCAGCUACAUCACUGGAGUCUCAGGAUCCACAUGGGCUAUGUCAACUCUCUACCGAGAUCCUGAUUGGUCCCACAAGGACAUCAACUCUGUCAGUGAGCCAAUGAAGUUAGAGAUGCCUGCGAGAUACCAAGACAUACUGUCAACCAAACAGCUCAAAUACUACAAAAAGGAAAUGGGCGAGAAAGAGGAGAAGGGCUUCCUGGUGUCCUAUAUUGACAUGUGGGGCCUGGCCAUCGAACACCUCAUCUGUGGAGAGAAAUGUGACGCCACCCUCUCGGACCAGAAGAUGACAGUGUCAGAGGGACAGAAUCCUCUGCCCAUAUACACGGCAUUGAAUAUGAAGACGAGGAAUGACAUCUCAGAAGCUGAGUGGUGUGAAUUUACUCCGUUUGAAGUCGGUCUUCCAAGGUAUGGUGCGUUUGUGCCAACUGAGGCCUUUGGCAGUGAAUACUUCCUGGGUCACAAGAUAAAAAGCCUUCCAGAGAUUCGUCUGUCUUACUUGAUAGGAAUAUGGAGCAGCGUUUUCUCCCUCAACCUCACUGAUCUGUGGAGCAACCUUACAGGCUCCCUUCCAUCUUGGAUAAGUGGAGACACCGUUAGCAUAGAUACCGAAACAGAGCACUAUCCAACUGCGCUGGACACCCUGAUGAUCAAGCCGGCCACUAACAUGAUCCAGAGCAUCAGCAGUUUCUUCACCGCUCGGCCAGUCGUCAGCCAGGUGUAUAACUUCAUGCGCGGCCUCGCACUCCACUGGGAUUACAACACCAAGAAUGGCUUCAUCAAAGGAAAAGAGGGGCAUCCUGAUGCCUUUCCAAAUCAGAUGACGCCAGCAGACCCGACCCUGGACCUGGUGGAUGCUGGUUUCUACUGCAACAUCGGCAUGCCCCCCGUGCUCCAAGACCACCGGUGCAUGGACCUCAUCCUUUCCCUCGACUACUCCUGGACUCCACAAGAGUUUGGGGUGUUGAAGACAACCCAGCAAUACUGUGCUGACCACGGACUGGAGUUCCCUGAAAUCGACUUCAGCGUUUUGGAGAAGGAGCCCUUGAAGGAGGUGUAUGUGUUUGAGGAUGAGAAGAACCCCAAAGCUCCCAUCGUGGUCCACUUCCCCAUGGUCAACGACACCUUCAGGGAGUUCAAAGCCCCAGGUGUCAAAAGAGAAGACGAUGAAAUGACCCUCGGUGACGUGGAUCUCAGCUCUAAAACAUACUACACCACAAAGCUGGCCUACGAUCCUGAAGACUUCCAGAAGCUGAUGGACCUCUCAGAGUACAACGUCCUGAACAACCGGGACACACUGAUCUCAGCUUUGGGAAGAGCAAUGCAUAGAAUGCAGAGAUAGGCCCUUAAAUUCCAGUGGUAGCCUACACACAGACCAAGAUAGAUGUAUGACAGUUUAGGCUACUUUAAGGUCAGAGAGGGCUAUAAUAAUAACAAUAAAUAAUUAGUGGGAAUGAUAAUUAAUUAUGAUAAACCCCUUAGUGCAGAGCCUCUGUUAUAAACUUAUUGUCUCAAAGUGAUAAUGACCAAGUCAUAAUCGGUAACUUAAGACUCUGCAUUGUCAUGGCAGUGGUGUUAUGAUGUAGUUGAGUGUUUUCAGCUAAGAGUGAAUAGGCCCCUCGACGGGCCAAUCUGCAGAAACAGCCGAGGUUAAUCAAUUACAUGUGAAUUAACAGAUGAAAGAUAUUAAAACAUCUUAAUAGCACUUUGCAAAGAAUAUGAGGUUUUUUUUUUACUAUUUUCAAGUGAAAAAAAAAAACGUAGGCAUUGUACUAAAUCACCACACAAGCAAAACUAUUAACUUGUUACAUGGAAAUGUGUUUCAUGAUGUAGACAAACUUCUACCAAUGGAACUAGUGAAAAUGGACUUGAUUUUAUUUAUUUCCUUACUAAAAAUUAAUUGAAACAUUUUUUUAUGUGUUGCUUUAGGGGGAUUUCUGUAAUAGGACUAACUUUUAAGAUGUGACUAAUUUAGAUUCAUUUGUUUCAAAGAAUGCAAUUAAUCAGAUUAUUACAUUAUAUUCAAGUUCCAUCCUGAGAAUAAUAAUACACUUUAUGUACAGCAGAAGCCAGUGUCUUUCAAAACAAAGAAAAUAAAGCAAAGAUAAUAAAAAAGAACAGUAGAACAGAAAAUAGGAGGUAAUUGUGAGAAAGGAACCAGUGCAUUCACAGCGAAUGAACCAUCUGCAACAAAUGAGCUCUGAGUCUGGAUUUGAUCAGGAGAAGAGAGGCAAUAGUACGGAUGUCUGGAGGAGGUGAAUUCCAGAGUGGGAAACAACGGAACGCUUUGCUCCAAGUAGCACUGCGGUGAGCAGAGGGGGCAGUGAAGUGGAUGGAGGAGGAGGAUGAGAAGGAUCAGAGAGAAUGAAAGGCAGUGGCGGAAACAACACAAACAUGGCCCAAAAAAAACAUGUAGCCCUUCAUCCAAAAUAAUUGGGAAUUGGGAAUUGAGCCCAUUGGAGUUGUCUCAUCCGCAGAACACUCCCACACUGUUCUCUCCCUGUCUCUGGGCUAGUUGACCAUAAUAUCUUUGUUUUUUUUGUUUUGUUUGUUUUUAUACUUUUUAUUACAUUUUUAUUACUCAUGUUAUGUUGCAUUUAUUACUUAUGUUUUUAUUACUAAUUAAUACAGCUUUGUGAUACGUAAAUCUGGCUAAUAAAGUAUAAUUUUAUUCAGCAUACAUAUCCAUCUGUGCCAUUGUAUUGCAGUGUGAUACCACUUGGCAGGGGCGCCAAAAGGGGGUAUGCAGUAUAUGCACUGCAUAUGGGUGCAGUGUCAGUG
This is a messenger RNA of Engraulis encrasicolus (European anchovy), 3812 nucleotides long. Its product is annotated as cytosolic phospholipase A2 zeta-like. The coding region runs from base 67 to 2373 and encodes 768 amino acids. Gene Ontology annotation, cellular component: cytosol. NCBI's taxonomy places the organism in Eukaryota, Metazoa, Chordata, Actinopteri, Clupeiformes, Engraulidae. The record is from RefSeq and is a predicted model, not a curated record. Gene Ontology annotation, molecular function: calcium-dependent phospholipid binding; calcium ion binding. Gene Ontology annotation, biological process: glycerophospholipid catabolic process. The transcript has 20 exons.